AUGACGUGGAGCGUCCCAUACUGGACGGUGUCGUCGUCCUCAACUGCCAGACCCAUCCUCACUACCCAGACCAAUUAUCAAAACGCUGCCCAAGCGGAGUACCGCACCGAAUGGGAGGAAGUAUCCCCCGUGUUAGUCGACAGCGACGCAGACGUUGUCAGCCUUGACGGCAGCAGGACGCAUGAGGAAAUGCAAGUACUGCACCUGUCAAAGCUCCUCGACGAAGCGAAGCAAGAGAACCGCCGUUUUGAGGAGCAGGUGCAAUCCCUGCUCAACCAGUCCAUGACUGAGACAAGCAGCCUUCAGUCCAAAAUCGCGGAGCUGCGGCAGCGAAAUAAGGAGGCUCUCGCUGAGUGCGAACGGAUGAAAAAGGAGAAAGAAGAUGUUGUUGCUGCGCUCACGAAGAAGAACGAUGUCAUCAAGGCAACGCUGCAGCAGCAAAACCAGGAAAUGCGGCAAGCGCUCGAGGACCUGAAUCGCUCCAGUGUUCGUGCUCAAGCUGAGCUACUGGAUGCAAGGAACAGCAUGCUAGUGUGCCGUGAGCAGCUCACGCAAAGCUCCGCCGAACUCGAGUCCUUGCAGAAAGAGAAAACCGCAAGGAUGAGUCUGACAGACCGAGUUGCUGUGCUGGAGGCCGAGCUGAAGGCCAAAGAUACAGAGCUCGCCCAGAUGAAGAAGCUCAGCUCGCAGGCAAAGAGCGCAAACGUCUCCAUUGCCCGCGAUGACUCGACAACCCUUGUGCAGGAAUUCAACAACGUUCGGGCGCUGCUGGCAAACUGUAUCCCAGAGCGCCCUGCGAGUACGUUUAGCGCUAUGAUGUCCUCGAGCAACGAGGUCGUCAGCGCUCUCCGGAAGCUGAACUCCGAUAUCCAUCAAGAUGCCACAAUUAUGGCCGAGUCUAUGGCCGAAUCCUUCGGGUUUGAGAACGGAAGAGUGAAAGGGAAUGAGGAGACAGCGCUAUUCCAGCAAGUAGGCACGACCAUUGGCGCAGGUUUCGCCCACUUCCUGGGCACCAAGAGUCAUACCGAGGAUCCUAUCCUCAUCCAGAUCGCUUUCCAGACAUAUAUCGCUCGGUACCUCUCCCAGACGAUCACCACAGCAUGGAGUGCACUAUCGCAAAUUCUCUCCAAGCAUCUCCAGUUCGAUGAUGUCCAGCUUUGUUCCGCAGCCACAUCCAAAAUCCUUUGUGAUGCCCUGAAGCAAAAGUUCAGCGAGAAGAUUUCGCUGCUUGCGAAGUCUGGCAUUCGCAUCAAUAGGCUUAUCAUCAAUAGCAUCGACCGGGGCCUUGAUGUCGUGGUAAUUAAACCAGCCACAGUGUUCGAUUCCACGUGCAUGGACGAUGGGUACGAUGACGGCGAACAUGACAAGAAUGCUGCGAACAACCGUGUCCUGUGCCCUACUGAUAUCGGGUUGUGGCAGCGUUCCAAGGGACCCAUCACCGGAGUGAGGAUUCUGUUAAAGCCGAAGAUCGCUCUGGAAUCUGUGGUGGAUAACUUGGACGACUGA
Suillus subalutaceus is the source of this 1506-nucleotide messenger RNA. RefSeq lists its product as uncharacterized. Lineage: Eukaryota; Fungi; Basidiomycota; Agaricomycetes; Boletales; Suillaceae. The record is from RefSeq and is a predicted model, not a curated record. The transcript is spliced from 3 exons. Bases 1 to 1506 code for a protein of 501 amino acids.